UCGAGUGCCUGCGUUCAACAAGUUCAAUUCAAGGAACAGCAGUUAUUACACGUGCAAGUGACUUCCAAGUAUUCUCUCUAUUUAGACCAACUAGCUCACAAAAACUUAAACAGGAUGUCUCACGUACAGUUCACUGCAAUUUGCUGUUUCGCCAUUGUCCUCCUGGCUGUUGGCGUGCACAGUGCCCAGGCAGCCACACAGGCUCCACUCUGUCAGCCCGGCAUUGUUGAGGAGAUGCCGCAGCAUAUCAAAAAGGUUUGCAUGGCACUGGAGAACUCCGAUCAAUUGACAUCGGCCCUCAAGUCCUACAUCAACAAUGAGGCAUCGGCUCUCGUGGCGAACUCGGAUGAUUUGAUGAAGAACUACAACAAACGGACGGAUGUUGAUCACGUCUUCCUGCGUUUUGGCAAGCGUCGUUAAGGAACAAAGCAACCCCGCUCUCUAAAUAAUCUAAUAACACGAUGCGACCCUGACUAAUGAUGGUUUAAAUAAAGAUAUUUGUUUCAAGCACAACAAAAUGGCGUCUUCACAUAAUAAGCAUAUUGUAUUCUUGGCACACAUUGCCGUUGAAUAUGUGAAUAAUCAACUUGGAAGCUCUCUAGUUCAAUAAUAAUAAAAUAAAACAAAUGAAUGUAUACAAUAUAUACUCGUAAAUAUCUCAUAUUUGUAUAUAUUCGUACAUAUUCAAGGACCCCCGAAAAACAUAAUGAAAAUGUUGAUCUCUUAAUUUGUUUAUGGUCUUGUUUUAAAGCACUUUAUUAAUGUAAAAUACAAAUAAAAACUUUGUAAAACAUA
This is a messenger RNA of Drosophila grimshawi, 795 nucleotides long. It is a transcript of the gene Ms, whose product is annotated as dromyosuppressin. The transcript has 3 exons. The record is from RefSeq and is a predicted model, not a curated record. Lineage: Eukaryota; Metazoa; Arthropoda; Insecta; Diptera; Drosophilidae. The coding region runs from base 115 to 420 and encodes 101 amino acids.